UUUCCCGUCCCUGUUUCUCUCCCUGAAUCCCCUCUUAAUUAGUAGUAUAGAUUGACACAUUUAAAGACAUACAAAUAUAUAGGAAAAUCUGUCAGGUUAAAAUAUUCGUACACAGAAAUGUAGACGUAUAGGCAGACAAACAGGUAUUAUAAUUCGUUUUUCGUUUUCUUAAAAUAUAUUGACGUGCUGGGUAAAAUUGUAGUCCAUACGAGCCUGCCAUUACUCUAACCUCACCCCCACCCCCUUCUCGCGACCAUUUAAUGUGAAUUCAAUGCUAUAUUCAGAGCUGUACUUAUCUUCGUAUAUUUACACAUCAACGUAGAGGCUACUCGUAAUGCACAUGUGUUAAAUUGUUCAUUCUGAGACGGAACAGACAAACUGAUGCUUUAUUUCAGGAAUUUGCCUUUUACAAACCAUUCGACCAUUAAUAGUGCAUUUGGGCUGAGAUCCACCAAGGUUUCUGUUUUCAUUUGAAUUUCACUUUCCUUCAGUGGUUAUAUAUUAAUAGUGAAUAUAUUGGAGAAGCUUUUUGUAGUUGUAGUUGUAGUUGUAGAAAAACACUGGUAGAGAUAGCGUAGUUUAGCGGCUACCAAAGUAGCCAGCACAAGUAUCGUUUGGAAUAGCAUUUAAUAAAUCAACCAGGCAAACAAACACCCGCUACAGCCCUCUCUCCGUCUUAACGCACCCGGGUGUAUCACACUGUCCAAUUCUCUCCUUUUUGUCAUCACCCAAACGCAACCAUACGGUUCCUUUCACCUUCUCCCCCUCCCCCCUCCUUUCAAUCAAAAAUAUCCCAUUUUUUCAGUUUGGUUUGGUCCCGUCAAUUUUCAAAUAUUUACUUCCUAUACGUCAAGAGGAAAGGGGGUCCCCCUUUCAUGGAAUGCGGGAACAUGGGUCUGUUUGACCGCGGAGUUCAGAUGUUAUUGACCACUGUCGGCGCAUUCGCCGCCUUCAGUCUCAUGACCAUAGCGGUGGGCACGGACUACUGGCUGUAUUCGCGCGGCGUAUGCAAGAUCAAAUCGGUCAGCGAAAACGAGACCAGCAAGAAGAACGAGGAGGUCAUGACCCACUCGGGGCUGUGGAGGACGUGUUGCUUGGAAGGCAACUUUAAGGGGUUGUGUAAACAGAUAGAUCACUUUCCAGAAGACACAGACUACGAAGCGGACACCGCGGAGUACUUUUUACGCGCAGUGCGAGCCUCCAGCAUCUUCCCCAUCCUGAGCGUCAUCCUUCUCUUCAUGGGGGGCCUGUGCAUCGCAGCCAGCGAGUUCUACAAGUCACGCCACAACAUCAUCCUCAGCGCCGGCAUCUUCUUUGUGUCUGCAGGCCUGAGCAACAUCAUCGGGAUCAUCGUAUACAUAUCAGCCAACGCGGGGGACCCGUCCAAGAGCGACUCCAAGAAGAACAGCUACUCGUACGGCUGGAGCUUCUACUUCGGGGCGCUCUCCUUCAUCAUCGCCGAGAUGGUGGGGGUGCUGGCGGUGCACAUGUUCAUCGACCGGCACAAGGAGCUGCGGGCGGGCGCCCGGGCCACCGACUACCUGCAGAGCUCCGCUAUCACGCGCAUCCCCGGCUACCGCUACCGCUACCGCCGGCGCUCGCGCUCCAGCUCCCGCUCCACCGAGCCCUCGCACUCCCGCGACGCCUCCCCCGUGGGCCUCAAGGGCUUCAACACCCUCCCCUCCACCGAGAUCUCCAUGUACACCCUCACCCGGGACCCCCUCAAAUCCUCCAGCACCCCAACCGCCACCUACAACUCCGAGAGGGACCACAACUUCCUGCAGGUCCACAACUGCAUUCAGAAGGACCUGAAAGACUCGGCCCACACCAACACAGCCAACCGGCGCACCACCCCUGUAUGAGCCCCCCCCCCUUUAGAGGAGAGGGGGGAGGGGAUGAGGGGGGGACUGAGGGAAAGGAAACGAGGGGCCCCGCAUCGUUCAAAUAUGAUGAUAUAUAAUGAGUUUCCAUGCCGAAAAAAAGAAAAAUGUUAAAAAAAAGGAAAUGCAUGAUUUUCCCAUCUACCGUUAUUUAAAAGAGUUUUAAAAAUGUUUGUAAAGAUAUGAACUGGAACUACACAUGGUCGAUUCUGGGGAAAAAAAUGGGGAAGGAGGUCUAGAGAGGGGGUGGGGGUUUAUUUUUGGGGGACGGAGUUGGGCAGUGAGGGUGGGGCCAGUGAGGAGGUGGGGAAGGUCAGCUUGUCAGUUUGAUUUGAUUUGUUUUUUUUUAUUUUUUUUUAUUUACACUUCUCUCCUCGGUCUAGACGGGGCUGCAAGCUAUCCCUCCCUCCCACCUCCCCCCCC
Messenger RNA from Megalops cyprinoides (Indo-Pacific tarpon), 2303 nucleotides. Its product is annotated as voltage-dependent calcium channel gamma-2 subunit. The record is from RefSeq and is a predicted model, not a curated record. Gene Ontology annotation, cellular component: voltage-gated calcium channel complex; postsynaptic density membrane; AMPA glutamate receptor complex. Gene Ontology annotation, molecular function: channel regulator activity; DNA-binding transcription factor activity; voltage-gated calcium channel activity. Gene Ontology annotation, biological process: transmission of nerve impulse; postsynaptic neurotransmitter receptor diffusion trapping; calcium ion transmembrane transport. NCBI's taxonomy places the organism in Eukaryota, Metazoa, Chordata, Actinopteri, Elopiformes, Megalopidae. Bases 876 to 1862 code for a protein of 328 amino acids. The transcript is spliced from 4 exons.